AUGUUUCAACCUACACCGAAGAGGUGUUUUACUAUAGAAUCGUUGGUAGCGAAGGAUAAUCCUCUACCAGUGUCUAGGUCUGAGGAGCCCAUACGACCAGCGGCUCUGAGCUAUGCAAACUCCAGCCAGAUGAAUCCAUUUCUGAACGGGUUUCAUUCCAGCGGCAGGGGCGUCUACUCUAAUCCGGACUUUGUGUUCGCUGAGGCGGUCUCACAUCAGAACAACUCCGGUGUCCCAGUUCAUUCGGUGCCACCUCCACAUGCUUUGGCUCACCCACUUUCAUCCUCACACAGUCCGCACCAUCUUUUUGCCAGCCAGCAAAGGGACCCCUCAACUUUUUACCCAUGGUUAAUACAUAGAUAUAGGUACUUGGGUCACAGAUUCCAAGGUAGGUUGAAGUUAAAUUAGUCUCUAACGCAUUUAUUACGUAUUUAUGCUGUUUAGCCCUUUUGGAUGUUCCAUAGCAUUUCUGUAGACCAAUAUAAAAUGUAAUUAUGAGAAUAAAGAAACGAAUGCUAAAUAUCAGUGAGCUAUCGAAUUUUGGAAAUAUAUGGGCUAUCGCCAUGUCUGGAACAGUUUUAGAAACUGUUUUUGUCUGUUAUAAUUAGAACACUGUUCAACUGGAAUAGACUAGCGGACUUUUAGUAGCCUAAUGUAGGGCAUAGUAUUUCUCAAUGUGGCGACACGGGUUCACAUUUAUUUUGCUGGUAGCCUAUAGCCUAUAAUUUUACAUUUUGUUAAAAAAGGAAUUGCAAAGAGUGUACUUUUAAAAAGUCCGUUUGCAUCUAAAACAGUUAAAUGAAACAAAAAGAAGCAUAAAACCUUACAACUGGAAUGUGUAGGCCUAUAUAAUUAAUUGGCUUGUUAUUUUGAAUAAAAUGGUUGAAAAAUAAUGAUUUAAUUAGACCUAGUUAUUUACUUCAUUUUCACUUCAAUCUUCUUAUAUUUAACCUGAAUGCAAAUCAACUUAACUACAUUGAUAGAUGCCCGUGUAAUUUAUUGCAAUCAUCUGUGCCAAGGAAUAGGCUAUGGGUCGUAUUUGUGGGCUAUGCUUUUAUAGCCCAAACUGCUGUUUAAGAAAUUGUACACAAUGCACUUUUAAAAAUCGCACUAUUCAUUUAUCUGCCCCCAAAUUGGACUGCCAUUUUAAAACGUUAUAUUUUUUUGCUGAUGGAUGCACAUAAUCUUUUCCUGAAAACAGUGACAUGCAAAUGGUAUAAUAACUGAACGAUCUUUUUUCGUUUGGAACGAAUAAUAGUUAUUUUAAUUGUAAGGGUCUUGAUAAUAAUUAUGACAAAAUUUUAUUCUCCACCAUAUACUUACAUUGUACCAGUGACUGUAGGCUAAUGUAACAAAUAUAAGUUCGAAAAGGGUUAGCCUAUAGAGGCUUCUAGGCCACUUUGCGAUUGUAGACCAUUGUGUUGCUAUUUUUGUAGGCCUAGUGUUUUUAGUAUUACCAAAGACUGUAUCAAAACGGCACUUAAUUUAGCCACUGCAUAGCCCUGUUGUUGCCAUUUGAAGAAUAUAAACUGUAUCAAUUUGCUAUUGUUACAAUUAUUGCAAAAAAUUGUCAAGGUGUUGCUUAUGACUAAAUUGGUCUCAAUGUUCAAUUGAGUGUUGCCGUAGACUUUAGUUAAAAGUUAAAGGCCCAAGUCUGCGGUAUAGCCAAAAUAUGAGCAUAGCAUCAUCUUCUCUUUAGCCUCAGUUUGCAACAUAAGAGUGGUCAUAAUUAAUAUCCCUCCCAUUGUCGUUUUCAGGUAACGAAACAAGCCCGGAGAGCUUCCUUUUGCACAAUGCACUGGCCAGAAAGCCCAAAAGAAUUCGGACAGCUUUUUCCCCUUCGCAACUUCUGCGGCUUGAGCACGCGUUUGAAAAAAACCAUUACGUCGUAGGUGCCGAACGAAAACAGCUUGCGCACACCCUUAGCCUCACAGAAACUCAGGUAAGAAAAUGAAUUGAAUAUUCACAAGUUUAUCGUUAAAUCCGCAUUAGGCCUACUUUGAAUAGGGAAUGGAUUUAAAAGAUGAUCAUGUCAAGUUGCAUCAGACCUGACAUGACGCACAGGUUUGUGGGGUGUUUUUCAAGGGGUGUUUAUAGCCUGUAGGCCUACCUAUUUUAGGCUAUAGGACAACAAUAGCCUACUUGUUUUGGUGUUGGAUACGGAAUCUGUGAAUAUGCUACAUUUUCUUUGAAUAGGCUAAUUACUUAUUGGGAAUUCAUAUGCUUGCCUAUAAGUGACAUUACGGGAAUUAUUAAACAUUUCUUGAAAACACGACAGUGUGUUGUCUAUUGGGGGAAACUGCACACAUGCUAUGGUUAAUCCGUAUAGCAAGUCAAAUUUAUGAAUUUCACAUGCAGGCCUAAAUGCUAUUCUAGUUUAAGAAUUGAAAUGAAGGGGGGAAACCGACAGAAAUGAAAACACAAGUUUAUUCAUUUUUCAAAGUUAGGCCUACUAUUGGAUUGACCUGUAAACCCACAGUUUCAGAGAGACAAAAUAAUAAAUGUAUACACCACCAUCGGCCUUGAGGCUUUUAGUUGGAUCAAAUCCAUGAUCAUUGUACAACCUCGUUGGGUUGAAUUACUUUGUUUUGGGAGAAAAAGGUUUCCAUUCAACAUGGAGGUUAUUUAACCAGUUAACCAUUUCAUAGGAUCUAUGGCACGCUAAAAAGAAUGAGCAGGACUCCAUGAAUUUCCCUGGCCACAUUUAAGAUCGUAUUUGUGCCUGUCAGCUUGUGGAACGGUCGGUGUCUUUUGUCCCAGUGUCACCACCGGCUCUUCUCUAAACGGAGGUUUUCAGAGGGGAAUGAGGGAGAAAUUAACCAUCACCCACUUCAAUUAGCUGACUGAAAGCACAUUAAAUGCACCUCACUUGCCAAGCUGUCAGACGGAUGGCUUGUAUAUAUUAAUAUUGCCCACUAGCCUAUUGAUACGCAUUUACAAAAGGCUUAAAAUUAACAAGCAAUGUGGCUUUUAAAUUUUUUGGGAAAUUAUUAGAAAUUAAAUUAAACUUAUUUAGAAUGCGUUGCAUAUUCAUGAGCCUAUUUGCACCAGUUUUUUUUUGUUCGACCAAGGGGACGUCCAUUUCUGGUAAUUGGCUUAUGUUUGUAAUAUAAAAAUAGAGGAGGCACUACAUGCAGUUUUUGACCAAGGCUAUAUCCCAUCUUAAAAUAACCGUACUUCUAGCCUAACUUGUAAGACCUUUUGGGCCUAUAGCAUUGGGCAGAUUUUCACACGGCGAUCUAUGAGAGCCUAUGCAAAAAUGUAAGGCCUUUGCACUCCUAGUGUAGCCUAUGCUUGUAUCUCUUUUGCAGUUCUGCUAUUUGAAUUCUCACUUUACGCACAUGAAUGGAUUUUGUUUAGUAUUUUGGUAUUUAUUGUGGCCUUUAUUUAUUUCCCUUAGGUAAAAGUGUGGUUUCAGAACCGAAGAACCAAGUUCAAGCGGCAAAAGUUGGAGGAGGAGGGUUCAGAUUCGCAACAGAAGAAGAAGGGGACCCAUCACAUAAACCGAUGGAGACUCGCAACUAAACAAGGAUCGGGAAGCCCGGAUGAAAUUGAUGUAACUUCAGACGAUUAA
This is a messenger RNA of Coregonus sp. 'balchen', 3574 nucleotides long. Lineage: Eukaryota; Metazoa; Chordata; Actinopteri; Salmoniformes; Salmonidae. The record is from the annotation of a GenBank genome assembly.